Molecule: messenger RNA, 2114 nt
Organism: Blastomyces dermatitidis ER-3
Lineage: Eukaryota; Fungi; Ascomycota; Eurotiomycetes; Onygenales; Ajellomycetaceae
Product: histone deacetylase HOS2
Exons: 1
Coding region: 264-1727 (487 amino acids)
Molecular function (GO): histone deacetylase activity
Source: RefSeq, a predicted model, not a curated record
CUAGUGUGGUGUGGCGCUGCAUAUCGAACUUCUUCUCGUGAUUGGAUCUCGAUUCAAUGUCAACCUCCUUCACCAACUGGCAACACGGAACAAUUAAUGCGCCUCCUGUUAACGUUCCCUGAUAUCGCGUAUUGACGUUUUGAGACACAUUUCAUUUUUGCUACGGUUUGCAGACAUCAGCGGGGUUCGAUCAUGAGAAGAUCCCGAAACCUGAGAACCCCCCAAUUCCUCUGAUCCUGUUGCAAUUCUUCCCUUUCUUUCCCAUGGCCAGAUCCACGAUUGUCCAGGAAUAUGCCUCGCCAGCGGUGGCCCAAACAUCGCUAUCAUUAGACCGCAAGACGUCGCGUGAAGUGGAGAAUGAAGGCUUCAAGAGGCCAAAGGGAUACACGGUAUCAUGGCACGCAAACCCGGACGUCGAGCCGCACCAUUUCGGCUCGUCGCAUCCGAUGAAACCAUGGCGACUCACCCUCACCAAGCAGAUAGUCAUGGCCUACGGCAUGCACCACGCCAUGGACCUGUACAAGACGCGCGAGGCCACAUAUGAGGAGAUGGCCGAAUUUCACACCCGGGAGUAUCUAGAUUUUCUCCAAUCAGUCAUCCCCUCCGACAUGGAAGAGAGCUCUCUCCUCGACCGCAUGGCCGGCUUCAACUUUGGCGACGACUGCCCCGUCUUCGACGGGCUCUUCAACUACUGCUCCCACUACGCCGGCGGCACUCUCGACGCCGCGCGCAAGCUCUGCAACAACCAGUCCGAAAUCGCCAUCAACUGGUCCGGCGGCCUGCACCACGCCAAGAAAUCCGAAGCCAGCGGCUUCUGCUACAUCAACGACAUCGUCCUGGGCAUCCUGCAGCUGCUCCGCGUGCACCCGCGUGUCAUGUACAUCGACAUCGACGUGCACCACGGCGACGGCGUCGAGCAGGCCUUCUGGUCCACCGACCGUGUCCUCACCGUCUCCUUCCACAAGUACGACAAGGACAACUUCUUCCCCGGCACCGGCGGCCUGGACGACACGGGGCCCUCCAACCCGCUCAACCCCGGCGCGCACCACGCGCUCAACGUGCCUCUGCACGACGGCAUAGAGGACGGCGAGUACGUCUCGCUCUUCAAAACCAUCGUCGGCCCAGCCAUCCGCACCUACCAGCCCGGCGCGAUCGUCCUCCAAUGCGGCGCCGACAGCCUCGGCUGCGACCGGCUGGGCUGCUUCAACCUGAACAUCCGCGCCCACGGCGCCUGCGUCGCAUACACCAAGAGCUUCGGCCUGCCGACGCUGGUCGUGGGCGGCGGUGGGUAUACGCCGCGCAACGUGUCGCGCCUCUGGGCGUACGAGACGGCCAUCUGCAUCGACGGCGCGCAGGACAUCAACCCGCGCCUGCCGGACUCGCUGCCCUUCCGCACCCACUUCAAGCCGGACUGCUCGCUCUUCCCGCCGCUGUCGGAUAUGCGCCGGCUGGAGAACCGGAACUCGAAGGCGUACCUGGAGUCGGUGACGCAGGCGGUGCUGGAGCAGCUGCGCUACAUCAAAGGCGCGCCGAGCGUGCAGCUGAGCCAUAUCCCGCCGGAUAUUAUGGGUUUGCGGGAGGAUGUGGAGAGGGAGAUUGAGGAGGAGAAGGAGAUGAUGGAGGCGGAGCAGGAGGAUAGGGAUGGGGCGGGGAGUAGUGGGGAUAGGUGGAGUCGGAGGAGGGAUAUGGAGAGAGCGCUAGGCAUACCGGGGGAGUUGUAUGCUUGAGUCUCCCCUUGGGCGCGGACCUCUUUUUCCCUUUUUUUGUCUCUUUUCUUUUCUUGUGAUUGCGAUUUCUAGGCUGUUAUUUUUGUUGGUGUAUUUUUAUUUUUAUUUUUUUUUCUUUCCUAUUCCCCCUUCGUCUCUUAUUGUCUACAUUUAGAGUAUUUUCUUUUUGUAUCUGCUGUGGAUAGUGUGGCUGGAUGGAUUUGGCAUGGAGUUAUUUUCUUGGAGUUUCUCGACGGAUCGCUUAUUGUUUUCUUUCUACCUCCUUGUUAAAAGAGUGCUCCUCUAUAGUGUAAAGUAAUAAUACCCUUGAGUUUCUACCACCUAACUUACUUCCAAUAGGCAAUGCCGAGUCAUAUCCUAUCGUCAAUUCUCUCUUAUGAUAAAAAU